This is a messenger RNA of Sporothrix brasiliensis 5110, 1812 nucleotides long. RefSeq names its product U4/U6 small nuclear ribonucleoprotein PRP31. The record is from RefSeq and is a predicted model, not a curated record. Lineage: Eukaryota; Fungi; Ascomycota; Sordariomycetes; Ophiostomatales; Ophiostomataceae. Gene Ontology annotation, biological process: spliceosomal tri-snRNP complex assembly; mRNA splicing, via spliceosome. The coding region runs from base 1 to 1812 and encodes 603 amino acids. Gene Ontology annotation, cellular component: precatalytic spliceosome; U4 snRNP; U4/U6 x U5 tri-snRNP complex. The transcript is spliced from 2 exons.
AUGUCGACCCUCGCAGACGAGCUGCUUCAGGACUUUGAGGACUCUGGUUCUGAGAAUGGCGCGCGCGUGGAGGAUGAUGGCGAGGACAAUACGGCGGCCAUUAUGGGCCUGUCCGGAGGCGACGUGCCAAUGGACGACACAGACCUGGUCAGCUCCGAUGACGAUGACGACGCCAUGGGGGCCGUGAACGAAGACGACGAAGGAGACGAGGAGACCAAUGGGAAGGCAGACAAGAACGGCAAGCCAAACGAUUUGCGGUCCGCAACGAGCCUCGUCAAGACGCUCGAUUCCAUCUUAGAGAAAAUCAAAUUCUACCAAGCACAACCGAGCGAGACACGACACGAACACGUCGGAAACGUCGAGGAGCACCCCGAGUACCACCUAUUGACACAGGCCAACGGCCUCUCAACGGCCAUUGACAAUGAGGUGGUCCUUGUGCACAAAUGGGUACGCGACCACUACUCGGUGCGCUUCCCCGAGCUCGAGACCCUCGUCACCAACCCGCUCGAGUACGCCAAGACAGCCGCGGUGCUCGGCAACGGCCCACUGGACUCGGACGCCAUGCGCCGGAUACCCCAGUCGACGGACAACCCGCUCGGCGUGUCCCUCGACUCGGUGCUCGACAAGCCAACCCUGAUGAUUGUCACGACAAGCGCCAUCACCUCCAAGGGCCAGCCCAUGGCGCAGAACGACCUCGACGGCGUGGUGGCGGCCUGUGGCGCGAUGGUGAAGCUCGAUGUGGCGAAACGGGCGUUGACCGAGUACGUGCAGUCGCGCAUGACUAUCUUUGCGCCGAACCUAACAGCGCUCAUUGGCUCCUUGACGGCCGCCCAGCUUCUCAACACGGCCGGGGGUCUGACGGGCCUGUCCAAGACCCCCGCCUGCAACAUUGCGGCAUGGGGUUCAAAAAGGGGCGCCAACGCCAGUGCCCUGGCGACAAACGUGACGUCACGCCAGCAGGGUUACCUUUACCAAUCGCCCAUCAUUCACACGAUUCCGACAGACCUGAAGAAGCAGGCGAUGCGCAUUGUCUCGGCCAAAGUGGUACUGGCCGCGCGUGUCGACCGGAUCCACUCGUCGCCGGACGGCAGCCAGGGUGAGGAGCUCAAAGACCAGUGCCUGGAGCGGCUGGAGAAGCUUCAAGAGAAGCCACUGAAUACAGGCGCACGGGCCCUACCGGCACCCGACGACAAGCCGUCGCGGAAACGCGGCGGUCGGCGGGCGCGGCAGGCCAAGGCGGCAACAGCGAUGACGGACCUACGCAAGGCGCAGAACCGGAUGGCGUUUGGCCAGGAGGAGAAGGAGGUCGGCUACGGCGUCGGUGACGAGACCGAGGGCCUGGGCAUGAUCGGUGCGGCAAGCGACGGUCGCGUGCGCGCCCUGCAGGUCGACCAGCGCACGCGAGCCAAGCUGAGCGCCAAGAACAAGGGCUGGGGCGGCCUGGCGUCGUCGGUCAACGGCGGCAGCGGUGCAGCAUCGUCGCUGCGGGGCAUUGGCCAGGCGGCCGGCGGCCUAGAUCUACGCGGACAUGGUUUGCGGGCAUCUGGCGUUGGCACCACGGUGGGCAGCCAAACGGCCGGUACGAUGUCGUCGCUGGCAUUUACACCCGUGCAAGGACUGGAGCUGGUCGAUCCCAGCGUGCGCGCCGAGAUGGGUCGCAAGAGAAAGGCGGAAGAGGACCGGUAUUUCAAGGGCGGCACCUUUACGCAAAUCGGCGGCAGCGCAGGCGGCGGCGGUGUUGCAGACGGCGUGUUCAAGAAGCCAGCGCUGCCACCUGCCAAACGCGUGGAUACAGGCGCGACAAAGAAAUGA